Molecule: messenger RNA, 778 nt
Organism: Vitis vinifera (wine grape)
Lineage: Eukaryota; Viridiplantae; Streptophyta; Magnoliopsida; Vitales; Vitaceae
Product: pleckstrin homology domain-containing protein 1-like
Exons: 1
Coding region: 182-613 (143 amino acids)
Source: RefSeq, a predicted model, not a curated record
UUUCCCGACUCACAAAAUUGAAAAUUAAUUAAGACACUUCCUCCCGGCCCAACUAAUUCUGCUAUUUUUGGUAACCUCCUCGUCAAAACGACGUCGUGUUGCCUAAACCGAGGUUUCACCUUCUCUGCCCUGGCUUUGACUCUGAGAACCUAACAUCUUCGUUUUCCAUCGGAAGCUGAAAAUGGAGGGCCUGUGGCGAGCCGCGGCUGGGCUGGACCCGAAGCCAGAGGACUACGAGGGCGUGGAUUUCUGGUCGACCCCCGAGCGAGCCGGCUGGCUCACCAAGCAAGGCGAGUACAUCAAGACCUGGCGUCGCCGCUGGUUCGUCCUGAAACGAGGCAAGCUCUUCUGGUUCAAGGACUCCUACGUCACCCACGAUUCCAAGCCACGUGGCGUCAUCCCGGUGGGUACUUGCCUCACCGUCAAGGGCGCCGAGGACGUCCUCAACAAGCAGUUUGCCUUCGAGCUCUCCACCAACCGCGACACCAUGUACUUCAUCGCCGACUCCGAGAAGGAGAAGGAGGAAUGGAUAAACUCCAUCGGACGCUCCAUAGUCCAGCAUUCGAGAUCCGUCACGGAUUCCGAAGUCGUCGAUUAUGAUUGCAAACGGUGAUCUGUGUUUGUGCUUGUAUACACCAGAGGUGCGCUCCAUCUCGUUAAUCCUCUAUACGCGUGUGUACAUAAGAUCGUUUUCGUGGCUCUAUUUGUAAAGAAAAUUGUAUUUUCUUUUCUUGUUGGAUCUGUAAUUUUCUUUAAUUUGAGUCGGUUGUUGUUCUAA